This is a messenger RNA of Zea mays, 1343 nucleotides long. RefSeq lists its product as uncharacterized. Gene Ontology annotation, biological process: regulation of DNA-templated transcription. The record is from RefSeq and is marked validated. Gene Ontology annotation, molecular function: DNA-binding transcription factor activity; DNA binding. NCBI's taxonomy places the organism in Eukaryota, Viridiplantae, Streptophyta, Magnoliopsida, Poales, Poaceae.
AGUUCCCAUCCGCCGCCCGCGCACUUGUUCCUUCCGGCACAGCACACAGGACACCGUAGACAGAUUCAUCGCGACGAUGGGGCUGGACGUCGUGGAGAUCGGGAUGGGCGCCGAUUUGAGCCUGGAUCUGAGGCACUUCGCCUCCAAGGCCGUGCGGCAGAGCAAGGACUACGCGCCGGCGCCGGCGCCGGACAUGGACGCCUGCAUCCGCCGCCUCGAGGAGGAGCGGGGCAAGAUCGAGAUGUUCAAGCGGGAGCUGCCGCUCUGCGCGCGCCUCCUCGCAGACGUGAUCGAUGUGAUGAAGGAGGAAGCGGGGAAGGCGGUGGCGGAGGAGGACGGCGCCGCCGGGGACAAGAGCAAGUGGAUGAGCACGGCGCAGCUCUGGACGGGCGAUUGCGGCCGCGAGGACGCGGAACCAGAGAAGCAAGACAAGGAGAGGAGCUCGCCUGAGGCCAGGUCUCGCGCCGCCGGCGGCGCUUUCUUGCCGCUCAAGGCUGCCGUGGGCUCCGGCGCGCCGGCGUUCGCGCCGCUCGGCUUGAGAAUGGACGACAAGGCCGCCGCGCGCGCCGGGAUGCCCGACCUGUGCUUGCUGUCGCCGCCGGCGACCAAGAGCGCCGCCGAGGAGAGCCGACGCCAGGUGGUGGGGUUUGCGCAGGCGGCGACGAGGGCGGCCGCCGCCACGGCGCCAGCUGCCCCUUCGCUUAGCGUUGGCGUCCAGUCCCCGUCGCAGCAGGCGAGGAAGGCUCGGCGUUGCUGGUCCACGGAGCUGCAUCGCCAGUUCGUCGCCGCCUUGAACCAGCUCGGUGGCCCCCAAGUUGCCACCCCAAAGCAGAUCAGGGAGCUGAUGAAGGUGGACGGCCUCACAAACGACGAAGUGAAAAGCCACCUUCAGAAAUACCGGCUGCACAACCGGAGGGCGCCAGGGUCCGGCGUGGUGAGCCAGCCCAUCGUGCUGGUGGGAGGGCUGUGGAUUCCGCAGGAGCAAAGCAGCUCGCAGUCCGGGUCUCCCCACGGCCCGCUCCACUUCUCCACCUCAGGCAUCGCAGUCUCGUCGGCGGCCACCGUCAGCUGCGAGGAGGAAGACGGACGGUCCGAGAGCUAUGGCUGGAAAUGAUGGAGAGGCUGCUGCUGCUGCUGCUGCUGAGAGGGGAGCUGCAGCCUCAGGAACGGGAAUCAUCAGGAGGGAAACUGAGAGUAGUGUAGCUGUCUGUACACAUACAUAGUUACAUUACAUUACAUACAGGGAGUGAGGGAGAUCGGGCCUUGAGCGCUCGAGACCAAACUGAUGCUUCGGGUUUGUACAUCCCAAAGAGAUGAGAUGAUACAGUUUUGCGGCUAAUCCA